CUGAGCAGCUCGAGAGCGAAGUGAGAGAAAGGGUGUAGGGAAGUCACGGAGAUUUGAGGGUCGAAUCGGCGUUUGGCCCGCACCUCCCUGCGUUGUCGCCUACCUGCUUUUUUAAAUCUCGGGCGAUGGAAUUGCCUCGUAGAGCUGUCUUCCUUCUGGGAGCGCUGCUGGCGCUCGCCGCUGUUGUGUGGAGCCAAGAAACAUGCCUUUGUAAGAACAACAAACGGACAACAGAUUGCUCUCUUGUUAAUGGUGUAUGCCUGUGUAAAUCAAUUGGACUUAAUAUCACAGUGGACUGUAGGACAUUGACUUCAAAGUGCGUACUGAUGAAAGCAGAAGUGAUUGGCUUAAAAACAGGUAGAAGGAAAAAACCAGAUACUGCAUAUGUCGACAAUGAUGGCAUAUAUGAUCCAGAAUGUGAUGCGGAGGGUAACUUCAAACCUAAACAGUGCAAUGGGACAGAAACUUGCUGGUGUGUGAACAGCGCUGGAGCGCGAAGAACUGAAAAGGGUGAUCGAAACAUUACAUGCCAAGAAGUAGUAAGGACAAGCUGGAUUAUUAUUGAAGCAAAACAUCUUGAGAGGAAUACAGCCACAGGUGAAGGCUCCAUUGAAGGGACGAUUGGAAAUGCAUUUUCUGAGCGUUACCAAUUGGAUCAAAAGUACAUAAGCGUUAUGUAUGAAAAGCCUUUCAUUACUGUUAAUCUCAAACAAAAUGCUUCAGAGAAAACAAUUAACGAUGUGGAUAUAGCUGAUGUAGCAUACUAUUUUGAGAAGGAUGUCAAAGGGGAUACAAUUUUUAGUGAUAAAUCUGGUGUCAAGUUUGCAGAACCUCUUCAAUUUGAGAACACAGUCAUUUACUACGUUGAUGACAAGCCACCAGAGUUUUCAAUGAAGCAUUUGACAGCUGGAGUUAUUGCUGUGAUUGUGGUUGUAGUACUGGCAAUAGUUGUUGGUAUUCUUGUACUGAUUUUUACCCGAAGAAAGAGAGGCAAGUAUGAAAAAGCUGAGGUAAAAGAAAUGAAUGAAAUGCACAGAGAACUAAACUCGUAACAACUGUAACAUGAAAUGGAAGGAAGAAUAUGGUAAAUGAAUGAAAACUGACAGAAGAGAAAUAUCAUGGACUGCUACUUUUUUAAAAAAUACCAUCUUCUGUAGUUAAGUUUAAAAAUUUUAAGCAAUCUUUCUAGUAAACUGGCAUGUAUUGCAUUUUGAGGCUAUAAAGAUUCUAUUAAAACUCAUUAUUAGUUUAAGCAGAGAAGUGGCAUUCCGCUGUCACUAUUUCUGAUGUAACUUAGUAAUGUCCUUUUGGAUGUGUUAAAGGUUUUUGAGGUGUCUGAUAAUGUCUAGUCUGCCAGGUAACUCUUUUGCAUACAAGAGAGUACGUUUGUAUAUAUUCAAAUUUAAUCAUUUUUUUAUACACAGUGAAUUUAAUAAAAGUUUGAA
Molecule: messenger RNA, 1445 nt
Organism: Candoia aspera
Lineage: Eukaryota; Metazoa; Chordata; Lepidosauria; Squamata; Candoiidae
Gene: EPCAM
Product: epithelial cell adhesion molecule
Exons: 9
Coding region: 126-1052 (308 amino acids)
Cellular component (GO): membrane; bicellular tight junction
Molecular function (GO): cadherin binding involved in cell-cell adhesion
Source: RefSeq, a predicted model, not a curated record